AUGAAGUUCCUCGUCUUUGGUGGUGGCGGCCGCAUCGCCGUCCUCUUCGCCAAGCUGGCUUCCCCCAAGCACUCUGUUACCUCUGUUGUGCGCAACAGCAAGCACGAUGCGACUCUCAAGUCGAUCGGGGCCACUCCCGAGGUCCUGGACAUUGAACACGCCACGGCGUCCCAGGUCCUCUCACUCCUCAAGAAGACCACGCCCGAUGUCAUUGUCUGGGCCGCGGCCGGAAGCGAGGGCUCUGCCGCGUCCAUGGAGGCUGUCGACCACCAAGGUGCCCGCAAGGUCUUUGACGCAGCGCGCGAGGCCAACAUGAAGCGCGUACUCGUCGUUAGCACCAUUGAUGCUCGCGACGGCAGCCUUCCGUACCCCAAGUACUACUCUGAGGGUUCCAAACUCACCUCCAAGACGUUCCAGACCGCCAUGCCCGACUACCUCAAGGCCAAGUACGCGGCCGAGGUCGCGCUGCAGGCCAGCGGGCUGGACUUUACCUGCCUCCGCCCUGGAGCUCUCACCAACCAGCCCGCCAGUGGCGCGCUGCUCGGUAUCACCGAGAUGGCCAGGGACGGCGUCACAGAAGUCAUGGACAUUGGCGACAUGGCAGCCAAGCUCCUUCCGGCGUCGCGCGAGCUCGUCGCCCAAGUUCUCCUCGCAAGCGCCGAGGAGCCCGGCACAAUCGGCCUUACCUUCCAAGUCAUGGACGGCAAGAAGACUGUUCAGGAGGAGAUUAAAAAGGUCGUGGACGAGAAGAUUGACGUCUGGAAGGCCGACUACCACUAG
Molecule: messenger RNA, 780 nt
Organism: Cutaneotrichosporon cavernicola
Lineage: Eukaryota; Fungi; Basidiomycota; Tremellomycetes; Trichosporonales; Trichosporonaceae
Exons: 3
Coding region: 1-780 (259 amino acids)
Source: RefSeq, a predicted model, not a curated record